This is a messenger RNA of Leptosia nina, 228 nucleotides long. Lineage: Eukaryota; Metazoa; Arthropoda; Insecta; Lepidoptera; Pieridae. The record is from the annotation of a GenBank genome assembly.
AUGUCAUCCCGUCGGAAUGGCUCUGUGUCCCGCGCAGCGGAGACAGCUUCUAAAAACCGGCUGCACAUGGACAGAAAUCCUCAACACACUAAAAUUACUGAUCCAUCAAAUCCAGCUGGACGUCGUAAGGAGAUAGAUAAUGUUAUGAAGAGAGCUCGCCAGUCUUCACCUGGCAGUUGGGACAGAAAGCUGCUGCAAGUUGAAGAGAAGGAUCCAAAUAGGAGAUAA